Molecule: messenger RNA, 851 nt
Organism: Vanessa tameamea
Lineage: Eukaryota; Metazoa; Arthropoda; Insecta; Lepidoptera; Nymphalidae
Gene: sosie
Exons: 4
Coding region: 68-622 (184 amino acids)
Source: RefSeq, a predicted model, not a curated record
UGCUAUUUGAUCGAGUGAGCUGUCAACUGUCAAUUAUUGGACAUUAAAGUAAAGCUAGUGCUACACUAUGCAUGUCUUUUCGCGCGUCGAGAUGUGGUGCAGGCGUCAAGCUGCGGCGGCCAUUUUGCCGUUGCUGUUAGCUGGUUGGUUGACUGGCGAAUCAUCGGAAGCGUUGACUACAUUUGGAAAAAGCAAUACGCAACCACCGAAAGAAGUCGCACCAACGGCUCCACCAGCUCGACAGUGCAACCGCCAAGCCGAAUGCGCUGGGAUUAGCAGCUCUUCAUGCGUCAGGACGCAUUAUGAUCCCGUCACAAGAUGUCUGUGUGGAGACAACCUGCCUCCAGUGAAUGGGCAGUGUGAAGCGGUUACAAAAGUCCUUUACCACGUGUGCGCAAACAGUGACGAAUGCAACGACGGCCUCAUUUGCGGAACACCCAACAUCACCGGCUCUGCGCCAGCUCAUCUUCGCGUCCACUCGCCACAGGAUAAGAUAUGUCUGUGCGACACCGAGAGCGGCUACAGGGAAAAGGAACACACGUGUAGUGAUGCGGACAUCCUUAACACAUCAAUAAUCGCCGUGAUCUUCGUAACCUGCUUAAGGAAAAUGCUCGUCAACUAACUCAAGAGAAUUUCGCACGAUUUAUAUUUAUUAUUAUAGGCCUUUAUAGGAUUGAACACAAUUGCACGACAAUAUUAAAGCGACUAUGAAAUCAUCUAUCUUAAAACUAUUGAUUUUAUUCUCUUUGUUUAAGUAAUCUGUUAUAAAUACAUGUAACCUUAGCUUAAUAGCUAAGUAGCGCAAGUGUGAUCAAUCCUUUAUGCUUCUAAUAUAAUUGUUUUAAUAGCAU